AUGAAUUAAACACGGCUACAUGAUUUGGUUCCAAAGUCGCGUUUGUACGGUAAAGAGGGCCUUGAGAAAAAAUCUCCAUUAUUCUUUUGCAAAGGCUCGAAUCGACCGGGCGUAUUUGGGGAUGGAAAUCGCGUCUCCUCCUCUUGAAACUGAAACGAGAAGAAGCAGCCCGAGGAUCGCCGCACUUUCCUGCCGGAGCCCCAUCUCCAAGCCUCUGUCCAGGAAGGUCGUUGGCACGCACGCACCCCUCACUCCGACGACCUAGCUCUGUUCUCUCAGGUACCAUUCCCACUGCCCCUGCCUCCCUCACUGCCUUUCUCUCUAGCAUCGGCGGUGAGUAGGCCGCCGGGCGGCUUGUCGAGGAAGAAGUUGAGGCAGAGAUUGCCGGAGUUCUAGCUCGGCGAGGGUUUCUGCAGCCCGGACUGGACAACUGGACAGAGUUAUCAGAGCUUGGCGUUCUAUGAAUUUGCCCCGAAGAUGUGGUGAAGUUCAGAAAAAAAAAGUUGUUUUCUUCUGCGGGCUGCGGUGCGUCCAAUGCAAUUGAGGACGACAAGCAGUGAACGGGCCCAAAUCAUGAUUUCUGUAGCUGUAGAGCAGGUGGCCGGAGGUUUCUCAUCAGCAGUUAUCCAGCGUGCUAUUGACAAGACCGUGGACUUCCUUGAGAGCAACUACAAUCUGAGCCAUGCUACUGAAGAUCUUUUGACAAAACUCCGCACAAGUCUAACCGUGGUGAAGGCCAUAACCGAGGUGGCUGACAACCAGAUUAUCAUCAACACUAGUCUUACCAAGUGGCUAAGGAACCUCCGUAAUGCUGCCUAUGAAGCUGAGGAUGUUCUUGACAGAUUUGAUUGUCAUGAGAUUGUCACGGGAAAGCGCAAGGUGACCGAGCUCAUAUCAUCAUCAGUUAGGGCCCUAAAAAAUUUGAUUGUGCCUGAUGAAGGCAUGAAAAUGCUUGAGUGUGUGGUGCAACAUAUGGACCACCUUUGUGCAACGUCCAGCACAUUUCUGGAGCUCAUGAAGCAGAGUAAUUUGACAUCCGUCAAGGAGGAGGAAAUCAGGGGAGAGACUACUUCUCGUGUUCCAGUUGAUGUCAACGUUUUUGGCCGUGAUGAAGUUCUUGAGUUGAUAAUGAAAAUUAUUUUGGGUUCAUCUGGCUCUGAACCAGAACCCAGCUGUGUUAGAGCAAAACUCGGGGCAAGGUACCACAUUGGUGGUGUUGAUGUUCUCCCAAUUGUUGGUAUGAGUGGGGUUGGGAAGACAACCCUUGCUCAAGUCAUUUACAAUCAUGGAAAUGUGGAGGGUCACUUCAGGCACAGAGCAUGGGUGUAUGUUUCAAAGCACUUCAGCGUGAAAAGAACAUUGCAGGAGAUGUUGCGCUCUUUGAAAGGAAAUGAUUCAUCUUUUGACUACGCAGAUAGUUUGGAAACAGUUGUGAACAAUAUUCAAAGUGUCAUCCAGCAGGAUGGGAGAUUCCUUCUUGUGCUAGACAGUGUUUGGGAUGAGAUGUGUGACCAGUGGAAUGGUUUGCUUACAGCAAUAGCUUGUGAAGUGCCAGGAAGUGUAGUUCUUGUCACGACACAGAGCAAAAGGGUUGCAGAUAAAGUAGCGACAUUCUGUCAAGUUCCACUAGCACCUUUGCCAUGGGAGAGCUUUUGGUCAGUUUUCAAGUAUUAUGCAUUUGGGACUACUGAUGUUGUGGCUGAGAACAAUCAGACUCUUCUGUUGAUUGGUGAACAAAUAGCAAAAAAACUAGAGGGUCUGCCAUUAUCAGCAAAAGUAAUGGGAAAUCUUUUGAGAUCCAGAUUAACUGUAGACCAAUGGAGAAGCAUCUUGGAGAGCGAUUGGUGGGACCUGACUGAAGUUUUUUGUGAAAUCCUUCCAUACAUGGGAAUCAGUUAUCAAGAUCUACAACCUAGACAAAGGCAGAGCUUUGCUUUCUGUUCGAUCUUUCCACAAAAUUACUUGUUUGAUAAGGAUAGAUUGGUCAAUAUGUGGAUCUCUCAUGAUUUCAUCGAGCACAGUGAAUCUGGUGACACUAGGUUAGAGGAUAUUGGAAGUAAACUGUUUGAUGAACUCGUAGAAAGAUCAUUUUUCCAGGCUACGUUUGACAACAAGAGGUAUACUAUGCAUGAUCUAGUAAGAGCUUUGGCAAUUGCUGUUUCUUCACAUGAAUGUUUCCUUCACAGAGAGACUCCAGAGAGACCAUCACCAACUGUUCGCCACUUGGCUCUGCAAGUUAGUAAUCAAUUGCACAUUCAUGAACUCAACAAGUAUAAAAAUCUGCGGACAAUCUUACUGUUUGGUCAUUGUGACAGUAAAGAAAUUUAUGAUGUUAUUGACACUAUGUUAGCAAACUCAAGAAGCAUCAGAGUGCUGGACUUAUCUCAUUUGGAGGCUCUGACAAAUAUACUGCCCAGUAUUCCAUCCUUGAAAAAAUUGAGGUUCUUCGAUCUUUCUUUCACAAGAAUCAAUAACUUGCGCAGCUUCCCUUGUAGUCUUCAAGCAUUAUACCUCCGUGGAUAUACCCGCAAUUCUAUUCCUCAAACUAUUAAUAGGCUUGCAAACUUGCGGCACCUGUAUGUUGAUAGUACAGCUCUCUCUCUGAUUCCUGAUAUUGGGCAACUGAGUCAACUUCAAGAAUUGGAGAACUUCAGUGCUGGAAAGAGAAAUGGAUUCAUGAUAAAUGAGAUGAAGAACAUGCAAGAGCUAUGUGGAAAAAUUUGCAUCAGCAAUAUCCACGUCAUUAAGAACACACAUGAGGCAAAGGAUGCCAAUAUGACUGAGAAGAAACACCUUGAAGCCUUGGUGCUGAAGGGGAGAAAUGUAUCCACAGAUAUACUUGAAGGAUUGCAGCCACACUCAAAUCUGCGAGAGCUCAUGAUCAAAGGUUACAGGGCUUCAACUUUACCAAGCUGGAUGUUACAAGCUCACAUAUUCACAAAACUUCAGUCCCUUCACAUUGGGGACUGCCGACUUCUAGCUGUGCUUCCGCCAUUUGGAAAUUUCCCUUCACUCAAGCAUCUCACUCUAGACAACUUGCCAUCAGUGAAACAUGCUGAUGGAACAUCUUUUGGCUGUCUUGAAAAUUUGGAGGACUUCAAAGUUUCUUCGAUGACAUCAUGGACAGACUGGUCCCAUGUAGAAGAUGACCACGGCCCUCUCUUUCAACACGUCACGAGGUUUGAACUUCACAAUUGCCCUUUAUUGGAGGAAGUGCCGUUUCUAUCAUUCAUGUCUUUGCUGUCAGAACUUGAUAUUUCAGUUUGUGGGAAUCUUGUCAAGGCACUGGCCGAAUAUGUGCAACUCUUAAAAUGUCUAAAAAAAUUAAAGAUUACUUACUGCGAUCACCCACUCUUGCUCACUGGGGACCAGUUGAACUCACUGGAGUAUCUGUAUCUUAGAAAAUGUGGAGGGGUACGUUUGAUUGAUGGGUUACACUGCUUUCCCAGCCUCAGGGAAGUUGAUGUUCUUGGUUGUCCUGACAUUCUUACUGAAUUCUCAGACGAAUCAAUUAGACAAGAUGAGCAGGGUGUACUUCACCUUACCAAUCUGUUCACAGAUGUCAGCUUGCUAAACGGAAAGUCUUUUCUCCCCUCAGUGAGACUUCUACGCAUCACUUAUUUGGAGGCCCUUCAUUUUACCCCAGAGCAGGUGGAAUGGUUUGAACAACUAAUCUCUGUCGAAAAAAUCGAGUUUGCAUUCUGUUAUUUUCUUCGACAACUCCCUUCUACACUAGGCAGACUUGCCUCCUUAAAAGUACUUCAGAUCAGAAUGACAAAACCAGUGUCAUUGGAAGGAGUUGUGCCACAGAACCUUCAAGAACUGAUUAUGGAUGGCAUUGAGAUGGAAAAUAAUUUUAAACCUGGAGGAUCAGAUUGGCUAAGCAUUUCUCAUGUUCCAUACAUUCGGCUUAACGGUAAGACAGUCCAAAAUCUGUCAACAAAUGUUGCUUCGUCAUCUUCAAACCACCAAAUCUGAGCAACUAGAGGGUGAUUAAUUUGUGAAGAAUAUGCAGCAAGGAGAUAUAUAUUGUUAUAUGCUUUAGUGACAGUUAUAGGCUGAUAGCAGUGGCACCUGCUAAUGGUUGACAACUAGUCCAACCAAAAGAUGAAAGUAUUACAUACUAGUAUUGUGCAAAUUGUUGAUUGAUCUGGUGGUUUGUGGAAGUGGCAAUAAUGUUCAUGUCAAGGUCUGAGGAUAUUGGUAUUUUUCAAUUCUGCAAAAUGACUCCUUGUCCUUGGUACUUUGUAGUAGUUGUAUGGAGUCACUUGCUAGCACCAGAUCCUGGAUGGUGACAAAAUGCAACCAUGAUAAGGAGGGAAUACUGUUUUUAUGUCUGGAUUUCAACCAUAAAGUGAUGGAAGAUGCAUUGUGAAGAGAGUGGAUUGACAUAAAACUUGCUCUACUCUUUUGAAGUUGCAGGAGUGAUGUUAUGUUUUCUACAGAUUAUGAUGGGAUAUCAGAUCAGUAUGCUUGGUUUAAGGUAAAUUCUGGCUGCUAAUUAAUCUCUUUAUCUUUAUGUUAAGGAGGGUAUGUUGAGCCCUAGGAACGAAGAGCUCAAUUACGGUGUUAUAUAACCGGGCCUUCAUGUGUAAUCACUUUGGUGGCAGAUAUGUGUCCUGGUAUCUUCAGGAACUGUAAGAUGAAACCUGCUUGGUCUAUAACUCUCUUUCUAUCAAUGCAUCGAGAGGCAAAACUUUUGCCUUUUCUCGAAGAAAAAAAGCCCUGCUUGGUCAGUCUUCUGGGAAGCAAGCUUCGGAAUGAUAAGGCGGAGAUGACCAUGGUGACAAAGGUCAUCGAUCGGGAUCGAUGACGAGGAGACCGUCCUGAGAAAGAUGUUUCACGCCUUAUCUAUCUACUAUCAGACGGUACACGAGGCGCCAGAGCAGCUAGAGAACGUUGAUCAUGAGAUUCAUGACUUGUCCGCCUUCAGGAACAAGCAGACCGGGGAGGUUUUUUUAGAUGAUCAAUCCUGUACAAAUUAAAGGGAAGGGGGUGGAUUUGGGUUCAUCAUCUCCAAGCAAGGCGGCCACGGCUAGGAGCGCUCAUUCGCCGGCUGACUCAACGUCUCAUCGCCAGCGCCCUGACAACUCAACUCUUUUCUGAAUUCAUUCAUCUGUUUCCUCAUGGAUGGAUAGAUAGACGCAUAUGGCUUGCCUAGUGCCCAUGUUUCAGACGACACGCGAAACUCAAACUGAGCCCUUCUUCUGUUCCCAUGACACGAGAAACAAACAUACUCCACUGUAUAUGCAAGUUCAGAUUUAAACUGAAAGGAGUAUAUGCCUAAUUGUGUGGCUCUCU
Molecule: messenger RNA, 5301 nt
Organism: Brachypodium distachyon (stiff brome)
Lineage: Eukaryota; Viridiplantae; Streptophyta; Magnoliopsida; Poales; Poaceae
Product: disease resistance protein RGA2
Exons: 8
Coding region: 535-3978 (1147 amino acids)
Biological process (GO): defense response to other organism
Molecular function (GO): ADP binding
Source: RefSeq, a predicted model, not a curated record